This is a messenger RNA of Aegilops tauschii subsp. strangulata, 1104 nucleotides long. The record is from RefSeq and is a predicted model, not a curated record. NCBI's taxonomy places the organism in Eukaryota, Viridiplantae, Streptophyta, Magnoliopsida, Poales, Poaceae.
AUGCUGGACUCGAUCCCCACCUACGCCAUGGCGACGAUGAGGCUCCCCCCUGCCGUGGUCGUCGCCCUCGACAAACUCCGAAGGGCGUUCCUUUGGAGCGUUGCCGAUCGGGCCCCUGGCGCCCAAUAUCGGGUCUUCCGGUCCAAGGCGGAGGGCGGGCUUGGCGUCCGGGCGCUCGAGCUCGACGGGCGCUCGAUCCUUGCGUCCGGGCACUCGCCGCUCGACGGGAAGCACUGGCGUGCCCUCAGGAAGCUGCUUCCAAUCUAUCGUGGGCUCACCCGUGUGCAUGUCGGCGGGGGUGCGACGACAUCCUUCUGGCACGAUUGGUUGCUCCCCUACGGGGUGCCGAGCGCGGCCUUCCCGACCCUGUUCACACAUGCCGUCCGCUCGGAGGACACGGUGGCGUGUGCCCGCCAGGUCGGGGUGCGCGCGUUGCUCGUCCCGCGGCUCACCCACCUUGUCGCCCGCGACUGUGUCGAGGUCCAAGAGCUCAUGGCGAGUAUGGUGUGGGCUCCGAGGGCGGACGCCCGCCUUACUCCCCUCUGCCGUGCCCCGAAAGGGGCGUUCUCCGCUCGUGCGGCCUACAGGCUCGCCCGGUUCGGAGGCACGAAGGCCUCUAACUCCGUCUUCCUCUGGUCCUCCCCGGCCCCCUCACGUGUGAAGUUCUUCUGUUGGCUACUCACCAUGGCGCGGGUGCACACGCGAGAUGUCCUCCUGCGGAAGACCAUACUCACCGCGGCGGAAGCUGGGUGCCCCUGCUGCCAUGCGGCUCUGGACACUGCUGAUCACCUCAUCUUCGGAUGUCCGUUCGUGGUGUGCUUCUGGACACGUCUAGGGCUGUCGCCGGCCGGCGCCUCGGUGGCCUCCCUCCACCAGUUCGACGCCUCUCCUGCCGUUGGGGUGGCCUUGCCGUCCGCCUUUGUGAUGCUUUGUUGUUGGCGUCUAUGGAAGAGGAGGAACGAGAUCGUGUUCCGUAACAAUGCUCAGUCGCUUGUGACCACCCUCAAGUGCUGCCGGGAUGAUGCCGAUCUUUGGCGCGUCCGCUUCCAGCAUGAUCAACGCCCGCACGUAGACGUCUGGCUGGGGGUGCUGGCAAGCUCCUAA